AUGAGUACAUUGCAGGAUUUCCAAAUCGCACCUGCAAUCCUCCAUCGUGUCACCGUUCGUGACGCUUCAGCAAUCUUGUUCUGUACUCUCCUUACUGUUUUUCUGUUCAUAUCACAAGGAACUGUCCGUGGAGUCAAACGAGUUGGAAAAUCUCGACUGCGGACGCUAGUGACUGGCGAAACACCUCUGAGAUUUGACCUGGAAAAAUAUGGCUAUCUGGGUUAUCAGCAGUUCUCCAAAAAGGCAAACAAGCCAUUUCUGGUGAAGAUCUAUGGUCUUGAUCACUAUGUUCUACCUGUCAAAUACCUUGACAGUUUGAAAACCGUAGAUCAUCACAGACUGAGUUUCGCGCAAAGUCUCAAUGAUUUCCUCAAUGUCGAUGCUUCGCUCGGCGAUUUAGUUACCCAUAGCGACAUGGAAAUAGCAGUUGUGACCAAGCAUUUGAACCCGAGGCUCACCACGCUCACUCCUGUGUUGGUGGACGAGGCCAACUUUGCAUUUGAAAAAGAACUGGGAAAGCUCGAAACAUGGAAAACGGUCAAUGCUCUCUUCCUGAGCGCCUUUCUCACCAACAGGACUUCAGGUCGCGUCCUUGUGGGGGAUCUGUGUCGAGACGAUAAUUAUCUCCACGCGAUGAUGAAAUAUACGGAGAGUGUUUUCUCUUCAGGAGUUGCCUUCAAUGGCAUUCCUCUCGGUCCUUUUCGGAAGAUUGUGUAUUAUCUGGGAGCGCGUCAGCAUCGACGAGAUCUAGAUAAUGCAGCCGCUCUCGUCCUUCCUGAAAUAAAGCGGCGGAUGGCAGCGCAAGCCGAAGACCCAAAUUGUCGAAAAGAGAAUGAUGCGAUUCAGUGGAACUUAGAUCUGCCACUGGCUUCCCCAAAGGAAGGAUUGCCACUCCGUCACGCCCACCGCGUUCUGCAUCUGUCCUUCGCCGCCACUGGCACAGUUGCAAUUCUCAUUACGCAUAUGAUAUACAAUGUACUCAUGUAUCCUGAAUACUUGGAGCCUCUCCGCGAAGAGGUUAUGGCCUGCACUAAAGCGCACGGCGGGUGGACAGAAAAGGCCAUGAACGAGAUGUGGAAAUUGGACAGUUUCAUUAGGGAGACUCUUCGAGUACAGCCACCCAGCGUUUUCACAGCAUAUCGCACUGUUAAAAACCAGCCAUUCACGUUUCCUGAUGGGUUCACCCUACCGGUUGGAUCGAGAAUUACUUUCCCGACCCUUCCAGUCGGUCUAGAUCCUGAGAACUAUGAGAGCGCUAGCGAAUUCGACGGGUUCCGUUUCUUCCGCAAGAGGGAAGAAGCGCGUUUGGCCAAAAAAGCGUACAAUUGGGGAGCGACUAAGAUUGACUCCUCUUUCCUUCCUUUUGGAUAUGGCAAUCAAGCUUGCCCAGGACGCUUCUUCGGAGUAAGAAAGACCAAGAUACUGUUCGGAAAAUUGAUUAAUGAUUAUGAUUUCUCUUGGGCCGAGCCUCGUUCGGCUCGACCAGAAAACAUCGUGAUAGAGGGCCAAAUUCUUGUUAAUCCGACACCGGAGAUUAAGAUUAAGAGCAGAGUGGCUGCUGGCAUGUAA
Plenodomus lingam JN3 is the source of this 1569-nucleotide messenger RNA. RefSeq lists its product as uncharacterized. Lineage: Eukaryota; Fungi; Ascomycota; Dothideomycetes; Pleosporales; Leptosphaeriaceae. Gene Ontology annotation, molecular function: heme binding; iron ion binding; monooxygenase activity. The record is from RefSeq and is a predicted model, not a curated record.